This is a messenger RNA of Cebus imitator (Panamanian white-faced capuchin), 1427 nucleotides long. It is a transcript of the gene AMBP, whose product is annotated as alpha-1-microglobulin/bikunin precursor. The record is from RefSeq and is a predicted model, not a curated record. Gene Ontology annotation, molecular function: serine-type endopeptidase inhibitor activity. Bases 258 to 1316 code for a protein of 352 amino acids. The transcript has 10 exons. Gene Ontology annotation, cellular component: cell surface; plasma membrane. Lineage: Eukaryota; Metazoa; Chordata; Mammalia; Primates; Cebidae.
GCUUGGCCAAUGCCUCUUCUGAAGCAGCCACACUGGCCUCUUGGUACCGCUGACCCCAGCCAGGCUACAGGGAUUGAUUGCAGCUGGCCUUGAAGCCAUAACUGACCCCAGCUGAGCAGGGCAAACAUUGAGGUCACCUACAAGCUACAGGCCCCUUUCCCAGCCUCAGUUCACAGCUGCCCCAGGCAGGGAGGCGGUGGCCCUUCUGUCACUAGACCAAGCCUGUGGGAGACACCAAGGCCCAGGAGCCCAGAGCCAUGAGGAGCCUCGGGGCCCUGCUCUUGCUGCUGAGCGCCUGCAUGGCAGUGAGCGCUGGCCCUGUGCCGACGCCACCCGAAGGCAUCCAAGUGCAGGAAAACUUCAAUAUCUCUCGGAUCUACGGGAAGUGGUACAACCUGGCCAUCGGUUCCACGUGCCCCUGGCUAAAGAAGAUCAUGCAUAAGUUGAAAGUGAGCACGCUGGUGCUGGAAGAGGGCGCCACGGAGUCGGAGAUCAGCAUGACCAGCACUCGCUGGCGGAAAGGUUUCUGUGAGCAGACUUCUUGGGCUUAUGAGAAAACAGAUACUGAUGGGAAGUUUCUCUAUCACGAAUCCAAAUGGAACGUAACCAUGGAGUCCUAUGUGGCCCACACCAACUAUGAUGAGUAUGCCAUUUUCCUGACCAAGAAAUUCAGCCGCCAUCAUGGACCCACCAUUACUGCCAAGCUCUACGGGCGGGAGCCACAGCUGAGGGAAAGCCUCCUGCAGGACUUCAGAGUGGUUGCCCAGGGUGUGGGCAUCCCUGAGGAUUCCAUCUUCACCAUGGCUGACCGAGGUGAAUGCGUCCCUGGGGAGCAGGAACCACAGCCAAUCCUACACCGGAGAGCCCAGAGGGCUGUGCUCCCCCAAGAAGAGGAAGGAUCAGGGGGUGGACAGCUGGUAACUGAUGCCGCCAAGAAGGAAGAUUCCUGCCAGCUGGGCCCCUCGGCAGGCCCCUGCAUGGGAAUGAGCUACAGGUAUUUCUAUAACGGCACAUCCAUGGCCUGUGAGACUUUCCAGUAUGGCGGCUGUAUGGGCAAUGCUAACAACUUCAUCACAGAGAAGGAGUGUCUGCAGACCUGCCGGACUGUGGCGGCCUGCAAUCUCCCCAUAGUCCGGGGCCCCUGCCGAGCCUUCAACGAGCUCUGGGCAUUUGAUGCUGUCCAGGGAAAGUGUGUCCAAUUCAUCUACGGGGGCUGCCAAGGCAACGGGAACAAGUUCUACUCAGAGAAGGAGUGCAGAGAGUACUGCGGUGUUCCCGGUGAUGGGGACGAGGAGCUGCUGCGCUUCUCCAACUGACAACUGGCCGGUCUAAAGUCAGAGCAUGGCCAGUGUCUCUCCCGGGGUCCUGCGGCAGGCCACACCAAGCAACCUGGGUCCAAAUAAAACCUAAAUUGUGAACCCCUGAAA